CAUUCCCACCUCAUUUGCAUGCCCCCCCUUGUCCUCCUCCCCAUUUCCCUUCUCUCUCUCUCUCCACUCUCUCCCCACUACCCUCAUAAGAGGAGGAAGAAGAAGAAGAAGAAGAAGAACAACAACGAUUCAGAAGCAACCACAGCUCCCCGCAGAAGGCCCCAGAGAUCAUAGAAAUACACUACCAGCGAAGCAUCAUCAAACCCUCCCAUCGUUUUCAUGGCAGUCGAGGCCCGGCACCUUAAUCUGUUCCCCCCUCAGCUCCGGCCCAACCGGGAGAUGAUAAGGCCGAUCGACGCCAACGCCUGCGUCGCCAGCCCAUACAAUUACAACCUCCAGAUGGGGUACGGCCUCCCGCUAUCCGGAACCACCACGGUCGAUACGACCGGCAUGCUCCCCAUGUACAGCUCCCCCCUCACGGAUUCCCUCCCUCCCAAGACUCCCUUGAAGUCCGACAGCGGCCUCACCCACAACAUGCCUCUGCUUUCUCGGAAGCGCUCCCGAGAGUACUCGUCGCCGAACCAAAUCCUACCCUACACCGUUCAGCACCGCGAUAACAGUUGCAGCACUUCGAGUUUCUCAUUCCUCGGCGAGGACAUUUCCCUCCAGAUUGAGCAGCAGCAGUUGGACAUCGACCAUCUCAUCGCUCAACACAUGGACAAGGUGAGAUUGGAGAUCGAACAGAGGAGAAAGAAUCAGGCGAGGAAGAUACUGGAGGUGAUCGAGGAACGGCUCGUGAAGAGGCUACGGUCGAAGGAGGAUGAGAUCGAGAAGAUCGCGAAGAUGAAUUGGGCGCUCGAAGAGAGGAUAAAGUCCCUGUGCGUCGAGAACCAGAUAUGGCGGGACCUCGCUCAGGCCAAUGAAGCCACCGCUAACGCCUUGAGGACUAACCUCGAGCAGGUCCUCUCCCACGUCAAGGACGACGUCUUCGCCGGUGGCAGUGCAUCCCUCAACGAUGGCGCAGUCAAUAACCACCACCCCUUGGCGGACGACGCCGAGUCCUGCUGCGACAGUAGUGGCGCGGGAUACGACAGAGCAGCCGGCGCAGGCCCGUCGCGGGAUAUUGGGGCGGAAGUGCUGGGCGUCGAUGACCGGAGGUGGUGCCGGAGCUGCCGGAGGGAGGAGGCGCGGGUGCUACUGUUGCCGUGCCGGCACCUGUGCUUGUGUACGGUGUGCGGGUCGUCCCUUCACACAUGUCCCGUGUGUAAUUCGGCCAAAACCGCCAGUGUGCACGUUAACGUGUCCUGAGGCGAAACGGAAAAUUGUGGAAAAUCGGAAAACAGAGAAGAGGGGGGAAAACGUUUCCUUGGAAAAUGCAAUAGUCCGGAAACAGAAAACAAGAUAGAAAUGUUUCCAGAAAAACACUCCUUGCCAUGUUCAGUACUUCAACGAUCCCUUCUCUAGUUCCUUUUUUUUUUUUUUUUCACUUUGUUAUCUUUUUGGUAGUAAAUUAGCUCAAUUCAAUUCGUUCUUUUUACUAUGAGUUCUUAUAUUUCCCUUAUGACAGUCAUCGAUCUUUGUCGA
Punica granatum (pomegranate) is the source of this 1524-nucleotide messenger RNA. Lineage: Eukaryota; Viridiplantae; Streptophyta; Magnoliopsida; Myrtales; Lythraceae. The record is from RefSeq and is a predicted model, not a curated record.